Molecule: messenger RNA, 948 nt
Organism: Alternaria arbusti
Lineage: Eukaryota; Fungi; Ascomycota; Dothideomycetes; Pleosporales; Pleosporaceae
Exons: 2
Coding region: 1-948 (315 amino acids)
Source: RefSeq, a predicted model, not a curated record
AUGGACGUCGUCGCACGUAUUUUGACAUUACCACGAGAGCUGCGGGACAACAUCUACAUGCAGUUAUGGCAACCGGACGAAAAACACGAUCCGACUCGCAGUGUAAUCUGUUGGUGGGAACUGUUCCAUGAGCCUUGGUUCAGCAUAGACCACGAUCCCGACACACCAGCAGGGCCUCAUUUCAUCGACAAGACUUUCGUAGGACCCGUGUUCGCUAAAGAGGCCCUCAAGCUAUUCCAGGAUAUCGUCGGCAAAGACCUGCGCCCAGUUGACGACAAGGAUCCCGUAGCUGAAUGCCUAUUGCUCGACACUUCCGUGGCGGACUUCGUGAGGAGAGACGCAUUUGGUGUUGGAUUUACCAUGGAAGAGCUGGCAAGGAAUUUGGAUCUGCGUGUGACCUUCCAGUGUGACGCGCUGACUGACAGCGAAUUCUCCGAGAUUCAGGAGAGCAAGACACACGAUCAAGGCUCGCGCACGGCGGAUGCAACGGCUUAUACACGAGAAGACUAUCUUUCAGAGAUCAAUGACGGCGUCACGGCUUUGCUGGACAUUUCACACACUGAACGUGUUACUACUCACAACGAACACCGUCGCCACAUGCAGACCCGAGCCAGAGUUGUUACCUUGGCUAUACGACAAGAAGAAGACUUGGGCCCGGGCUGGGAUCAUGGUUCGCUGUUCCUGAAACUUGUCGCUCGCACCUACCAUGGGCUGAGAGCCAAAGGCUUCGUAGUCAAAGUCGAGUAUCACAGCGAAGAGAUCGAUCUCAAGGUAUUGUUUGAGGAUGACGUCUGGACUUGGACGGAAGAUGAAUGGGAAAUCAACCUCUUUAGAAAGAACAUGAUAUCAUACGUACAAACGUCCGGCAAUUCACCCCAGAGGUACGUUUGGGCACAACUCAGGGACCAUCUGUUUCGACACACAAACCAAGACGAUCUCACCGCAUGA